GCCGGCCCGGCGGCGCGCGGGCAGCGGCGGCCCAAGAUGGCGGAACUGCAGCUGGACCCGGCCAUGGCGGGGCUGGGAGGGGGUGGCGGGAGUGUGGUGGGCGAUGGGGGCAGUUCGGGCCGCGGACCCCCCAGUCCUCGUCCUGCCUGCCCCACACCCCGCGGACACGGCCGCCAGCCGGUCGCCGUCGCGCAGCCCCCGGAGCCCGGGCCCGGACCUCCAGAGCGGACGGGGGGCGGCGGGGCGGCCCGCUGGGUCCGGCUCAACGUGGGCGGUACCUACUUCGUGACCACCAGACAGACCCUAGGCCGGGAGCCCAAGUCCUUCCUCUGCCGCCUGUGCUGCCAGGAGGACCCGGAGCUGGACUCGGACAAGGACGAGACUGGAGCUUAUCUGAUUGACAGAGACCCUACCUACUUUGGUCCUAUCCUAAACUACCUCCGCCAUGGGAAACUCAUCCUUACCAAGGAGCUGGCAGAGGAAGGUGUGCUGGAAGAGGCGGAGUUUUACAACAUCGCAUCUCUCGUGCGGCUGGUUAAGGAGAGGAUACGAGACAAUGAGAACAGAACUUCACAAGGCCCCGUGAAGCACGUGUACAGGGUUCUGCAGUGUCAAGAGGAAGAGCUCACGCAGAUGGUCUCCACCAUGUCUGACGGCUGGAAAUUCGAACAGUUAAUCAGCAUCGGCUCCUCCUAUAACUAUGGAAAUGAAGACCAGGCUGAAUUCCUCUGCGUUGUCUCCAGAGAACUAAAUAAUUCUACCAAUGGCAUCGUCAUAGAGCCAAGCGAAAAGGCCAAGAUUCUUCAGGAGAGAGGCUCUCGAAUGUAAACAGAGAAUCUGAAGUUUUGGAGCCCUGAAGGCAAAAGAGCAGUCGGCCAAGCAGCUGUGGAGGGAGACCCUGCACCUGUACAGUAACCGAGCUACUGCAAAGCAAAGCUGCGCCUGGUCCCGAGAAGUGGUGUCCAGCCAACCAGAGGAGCCCACCUGCCUGGACGAAGACAGUGCGCCUCUGGCCGCACGGCCCCUUUUCAGAAACCUGCUUUUGUUUUCUAGCCAGUGUUAGAACAGACCUUCACAACAGCAUCUGGGAUGGGUCCCUGGCUGGAGCCUUGUGGGGAGCUGAGGGAAAAGGAGGAAGGUCUAGCUCCCUGCAACAGUCUAGAUGCUAAAAGCCGGAGCCGAGGAAGAAGGCUUGUCCUGAGCUGUGCCCUGGUCUCAGCCUGCGUGUGCCAUGAUGGACGUAGCAGCUGUUGGGACCAUUCUUCCCUGACCUAGGCAUUCUUUGACAUUGGCAGGGGAGUCCAUGAUAGUGUGUUGGACCGAAGUUUUGGGUACAGAAUAAAGUCACCAAAGGACCCACAAUCCUAUGAUCAGAGCCUCGGAGGCUGGAGGAUAAGGUGUCCUGUACUGUGGUUGGAGCGUGGUAGUUGCUGUCCCUGCUCCCACGAGUGGCAUCACCCCGUGUCUCAGCCGGGCCCCUCAUAGCCCAUCCUCACCCAGGAGAUUCGAGGCUGCGGCAUCCUAAGCCGUGCUAGAUGGACACAGCGGCACUAAACAGUUGGUGUAGCUGCUCCUGCAGCCUUUUCUUACCUGGUUGACCCCGUCUUCCUCCCCCAGCUUGUUGAACUGGACCAAAGAGAAAGGACCUGUGGACCCUCUGUGAUGGCUUGGGGUGAGGAAGGCUGUUUCUGUGGACGCUGCCAAACAUGUCAUGUUGUCAUAGCUAAAGUGGUGGUAUUUUUUGUGAUUGUCUCUUGAACAUGCACUGACUGACAGGUGA
Messenger RNA from Arvicanthis niloticus (Nile rat), 1780 nucleotides. RefSeq names its product potassium channel tetramerization domain containing 2 (gene Kctd2). Gene Ontology annotation, biological process: protein homooligomerization; proteasome-mediated ubiquitin-dependent protein catabolic process. Gene Ontology annotation, molecular function: cullin family protein binding. NCBI's taxonomy places the organism in Eukaryota, Metazoa, Chordata, Mammalia, Rodentia, Muridae. The record is from RefSeq and is a predicted model, not a curated record. Gene Ontology annotation, cellular component: cytoplasm; Cul3-RING ubiquitin ligase complex.